Neomonachus schauinslandi (Hawaiian monk seal) is the source of this 3896-nucleotide messenger RNA. It is a transcript of the gene BRAF, whose product is annotated as B-Raf proto-oncogene, serine/threonine kinase. Lineage: Eukaryota; Metazoa; Chordata; Mammalia; Carnivora; Phocidae. The record is from RefSeq and is a predicted model, not a curated record. Gene Ontology annotation, biological process: signal transduction; protein phosphorylation. Gene Ontology annotation, cellular component: cytosol; plasma membrane; mitochondrion. The transcript has 19 exons. Gene Ontology annotation, molecular function: ATP binding; protein kinase activity. The coding region runs from base 12 to 2309 and encodes 765 amino acids.
UCGGUUAUAAGAUGGCGGCGCUGAGCGGCGGCGGUGGCGGUGGCGCGGAGCAGGGCCAGGCUCUGUUCAACGGGGAUAUGGAGCCCGAGGCCGGCGCCGGCGCCGCGGCCUCUUCGGCUGCGGACCCUGCCAUUCCCGAGGAGGUCUGGAAUAUCAAACAAAUGAUUAAGUUGACACAGGAACAUAUAGAAGCCCUAUUGGACAAAUUUGGUGGGGAGCAUAAUCCACCAUCAAUAUAUCUGGAGGCCUAUGAAGAAUACACCAGCAAGCUAGAUGCCCUCCAACAGCGAGAACAACAGUUAUUGGAAUCCCUGGGGAAUGGAACUGAUUUUUCUGUUUCUAGCUCUGCAUCAACGGACACCGUUACAUCUUCUUCCUCUUCCAGCCUUUCAGUGCUACCUUCAUCUCUUUCAGUUUUUCAAAAUCCCACAGAUGUAUCACGGAGCAAUCCCAAGUCACCACAAAAACCUAUCGUUAGAGUCUUCCUGCCCAAUAAACAGAGGACAGUGGUACCUGCAAGAUGUGGAGUUACAGUCCGAGACAGUCUAAAGAAAGCUCUGAUGAUGAGAGGUCUAAUCCCAGAGUGCUGUGCUGUUUACAGAAUUCAGGAUGGAGAGAAGAAACCGAUUGGCUGGGACACUGAUAUUUCCUGGCUCACCGGAGAGGAACUGCAUGUAGAAGUGUUGGAAAAUGUUCCGCUUACCACACACAACUUUGUACGGAAAACCUUUUUCACCUUAGCAUUUUGUGACUUUUGCCGAAAGCUGCUUUUCCAGGGUUUUCGCUGUCAAACAUGUGGUUAUAAAUUUCACCAGCGUUGUAGUACAGAGGUUCCACUGAUGUGUGUUAAUUAUGACCAACUUGAUUUGCUGUUUGUCUCCAAGUUCUUUGAACACCACCCAAUACCACAGGAGGAGGCCUCCAUAGCAGAGACUGCCCUUACGUCUGGAUCAUCCCCUUCCGCUCCCCCCUCCGAUUCUGCUGGGCCCCAAAUUCUCACCAGUCCGUCUCCUUCAAAAUCCAUUCCAAUUCCACAGCCUUUCCGACCAGCAGAUGAAGAUCAUCGAAAUCAAUUUGGACAACGAGACCGGUCCUCAUCAGCUCCAAAUGUGCAUAUAAACACAAUAGAACCUGUCAAUAUUGAUGACUUGAUUAGAGACCAAGGGUUUCGUAGUGACGGAGGGUCAACCACAGGUUUGUCUGCCACCCCCCCUGCUUCAUUGCCUGGCUCACUCACUAAUGUAAAAGCAUUACAGAAAUCUCCAGGACCUCAGCGGGAAAGGAAAUCAUCUUCAUCCUCAGAAGAUAGGAAUCGAAUGAAAACCCUUGGUAGACGGGAUUCAAGUGAUGAUUGGGAGAUUCCUGAUGGGCAGAUCACAGUGGGGCAGAGAAUUGGAUCUGGGUCAUUUGGGACAGUCUACAAGGGAAAGUGGCAUGGUGAUGUGGCAGUGAAAAUGUUGAAUGUGACAGCACCCACACCUCAGCAGUUACAGGCCUUCAAAAAUGAAGUAGGAGUACUCAGGAAAACUCGACAUGUGAAUAUCCUACUCUUCAUGGGCUAUUCAACAAAGCCUCAACUAGCUAUUGUUACCCAGUGGUGUGAGGGCUCCAGCUUAUAUCACCAUCUCCACAUCAUCGAGACCAAAUUCGAGAUGAUCAAGCUUAUAGAUAUUGCACGGCAGACUGCGCAGGGCAUGGAUUACUUACACGCCAAGUCAAUCAUCCACAGAGACCUCAAGAGUAAUAAUAUUUUUCUUCAUGAAGACCUCACAGUAAAAAUAGGUGAUUUUGGUCUAGCCACAGUGAAAUCUCGAUGGAGUGGGUCCCAUCAGUUUGAACAGUUGUCUGGAUCCAUUUUGUGGAUGGCACCAGAAGUGAUCCGAAUGCAAGAUAAAAACCCAUAUAGCUUUCAGUCAGAUGUCUAUGCAUUUGGGAUUGUUCUAUAUGAAUUGAUGACCGGACAGUUACCUUAUUCAAACAUCAACAACAGGGACCAGAUAAUUUUUAUGGUGGGACGAGGAUAUCUUUCUCCAGAUCUCAGUAAGGUACGGAGUAACUGUCCAAAAGCCAUGAAGAGAUUGAUGGCAGAGUGCCUAAAAAAGAAAAGAGAUGAGAGGCCACUCUUUCCCCAAAUUCUCGCCUCUAUUGAGCUGCUGGCCCGCUCAUUGCCAAAAAUUCACCGCAGUGCAUCAGAACCCUCCUUGAAUCGGGCUGGCUUCCAAACAGAGGAUUUUAGUCUAUAUGCUUGUGCUUCUCCAAAAACACCCAUCCAGGCAGGGGGAUAUGGAGAAUUUGCAGCCUUCAAGUAGCCACACCAUCAUGGCAACAUCUACUCUUAUUUCUUAAGUCUUGUGUUCGUACAAUUUGUUAACAUCAAAACACAGUUCUGUUCCUCAAAUCUUUUUUUAAAGAUACAGAAUUUUCAAUGCAUAAGCUGGUGUGGAACAGAAUGGAAUUUCCCAUCCAACAAAAGAGGGAAGAAUGUUUUUAGGAACCAGAAUUCUCUGCUGCCAGUGUUUCUUCUUCAACACAAAUACCACGUACAUACAAGUCUGCCCACUCCCAGGAAGGAAGAGGAGAGAGCCUGAGUUCUGACCUUUUGAUGGUCAGGCAUGAUGGAAAGAACCUGCUGCUACAGCUUGGGAGAUUGGCUGUGGAGAGCCUGUCAGUCAGCUCUGCCCUUCUAACCACCAGAGCAGUGUGUGGCUGGUCACCUGACGGGGCAGCUGCAGUCGCCAAGCAUCGUUCUCUUUCCUGUUCUGGGAUUUUGUCGUGGAGCUCUUUCCCCUAGUCACCACCAGUUCAUUUCUAAGGGAUGGAACAAAAAUGCAGCAUGGCCUUUCUGUGUGGUGCAUGUCCAGUCUUUGAUAAAUUUUUAUCAGGUGAAGCUCUUUUAUUUAAAUGGAGAAUGAGAGGCGAGGAGGAGAUACGUUUUGGUGUAGGGGAAAAGGGAAUGCUGCAUCUUUUUCCUGACCUACUGGGUUUCUGGCCUUGUUUCCCUGCUCACUGAGGGUGUCUGCCUAACCAAGCAGCUGGAAAGUGCUGGCACACAUUGCCUUCUUCUCUCACUGGGUCCAGCAAUGAAGACAAGUGUUGGGGAUUUUUUUUUUUUUUUCCCUCCACAAUGUAGCAAGUUCUCAGGAAAAUACAGUUGAUAUCUUCCUCCUAAGCUCUUCCAGUCAUCAAGUACUUAUAUGGCUACUUUGUCCGGGGCACAAAAUGCCAUGGCAGUAUCUAAUUAAAAGCCUACAAAACUGCUUGAUACCAGUUUUGAAUGUGUGAGACAUUUAUGUAAUUUAAAUGUAAGGUACAAGUUUUAAUUUCUGAGUUUCUUCUAUUAUAUUUUUAUUAAAAAGAAAAUAAUUUUCAGAUUUAAUUGAAUUGGAAUAAAAUAAUACUUCCCACCAGAAUUAUAUAUCCUGGAAAAUUGUAUUUUUGUUAUAUAAACAACUUUUAAAGAAAGGUAAUUAUCCUUUUCUCUACCUAAAUAUGGGGAGUCUUAGCAUAAUGACAGAUAUUUAUAAUUUUUAAAUUAAUGGUACUUGCUGGAUCCACACUAACAUCUUUACUAAUAUCUCAUGUUUUCCUCCAACUUACUCCUACACUACAUCCUCCAUCCUCUUUCCAGUCUUUUAUCUAGAAUAUGCAACCUAAAAUAAAAAUGGUGGUGUCUCCAUUCAUUCUCCUCCUUCCUUUUUUCCCAAGCCUGGUCCUCAAAAGGUUGGGUAAUUUGGCAGCUGAGUUCCCCAAGUAGAGAAUAGAGCAAUUUUAGGUGUAUUGGGACAGAGGGAGGGUGUGUGAAGCCUAACAUCAGUUGUUUCUGUAGAAAGAGAUGCUGUGGUAUUAGAAACAUCAUUCUUUAUCUUUGCGUAAGUGGAAAAUAGAACCCAGUCGUA